Fulvia fulva is the source of this 528-nucleotide messenger RNA. RefSeq lists its product as uncharacterized. The transcript has a single exon. Lineage: Eukaryota; Fungi; Ascomycota; Dothideomycetes; Mycosphaerellales; Mycosphaerellaceae. The coding region runs from base 1 to 528 and encodes 175 amino acids. The record is from RefSeq and is a predicted model, not a curated record.
AUGUCAUCGACAGUAUUUGCAGCAGGAUUUGCAGCAGCCCUCGCGGCAGAUGCCGACACCGACACCUACACCUCGCAAGCAGCAGCCCUCACCACACCGGGCGUCUUCACUUCCCUACUCGUUGCCCUUCCCCUUCUCGGCGCACUCUGCCUCUGGCUCAUCAGCUUCAUGCCACACUUGCUACUUACGGUUGCCACUACUCUGUUGGCGGAUUGGGCCCGAGGAAGGCGCGCUUGCGACACUAAUGACGAUGAGAUGGACAAGGUCAUGGGGAACUCCAUCGUUCUCUAUCUAAUCGUCUCACUGCUCGCCCUUGCGGUGGAGGAACCUGUCACGGUCACAGCAGAAUUGAUUACGCUCUCGCAUGCUCUGAUGCAGUCUGCGGUGGUCCAUGGAGCGAUUGCGGUCGGAUUUGUGCUUUAUGGUGCUGGAUGGCGGAUUGCGAGACACUUCCAGAAGAAGGAUGCGGUGAAGGUAGCGGAGGAUGGUUGCAGCGAGACGACACCGCUGGCAAGAGCUGAAGCGUGA